Lodderomyces elongisporus is the source of this 1794-nucleotide messenger RNA. It is a transcript of the gene PRP28, whose product is annotated as mRNA splicing protein. Gene Ontology annotation, cellular component: catalytic step 2 spliceosome. Gene Ontology annotation, biological process: mRNA splicing, via spliceosome. NCBI's taxonomy places the organism in Eukaryota, Fungi, Ascomycota, Pichiomycetes, Serinales, Debaryomycetaceae. The transcript has a single exon. Bases 1 to 1794 code for a protein of 597 amino acids. Gene Ontology annotation, molecular function: RNA binding; ATP binding; RNA helicase activity. The record is from RefSeq and is a predicted model, not a curated record.
AUGUCAAAAAGACCAAUACCCAUUGAUGAUCUUCUUAAAGAGGAUGCAAUCGUUCCCAAAUACAUUCCAAAAUCGAAAAGAGCAAAGUCAAGCAAUGGCCCUGGUGAAGAUGGUGCAAAUACCACUCUUAAACUGCAAUAUCCUCAAAGUUCAGUGAAUCACGGUAGUGCUGUUUCAAGAUCAACACAAUUCUCCGCACAUCAGAAGUCUUCAACUCGUCCUACUACAUCUUUGCAACCACCAUCAAAACUGCGACACAAGAAGUUUCAAUUUGACUGGGAUGAUAUUGAUGAUCCACACUAUAACCCCCAACCUUUAUACUCAUUUGAGCUUGAUCAACUAGGUGUUGAAAAUGGUGAUAACUACAAUGAUAACAAGAACAACAACGACGACGACGACAACUUCGACUUUCAAGAUCCUUUGCUCCAUGAUGAUCGUAAUAGUGGGCAUUGGUCCACUAAAUUAUUAUCCGAAAUGACUGAUCGUGAUUGGCGAAUAUUCAACGAAGAUUAUGGCAUUACAACAAAAGGUAAGAAGAUUCCGCAUGCUACUCGCUCGUGGGAUGAAAGUGGAUUGGAUCCCAAGAUUCUCGCAUCCUUAAAGAGCUUUGGAUUUCGUCAACCUACACCAGUACAAAGGGCUAGUAUUCCAAUUAGUCUUGAGCUGCGAGAUGUUGUUGGUGUUGCCGAAACAGGUAGUGGUAAGACGUUGGCUUUUUUACUUCCAUUGCUUCAUUAUUUAAGUCGCGUGGAUGGGAAUUAUUUGAAUUAUGAAAAAGUGCGAAAUGAACCAUUGGCAUUGGUACUUGCGCCAACUAGAGAAUUGGCUUUACAGAUUACGCAAGAAGCAGAGAAGUUUGGCAAACAAUUGGGUUUCAAUGUUUUGUCCAUCAUUGGAGGUCGCCAGUAUCAAGAAACAAUGGAUCAAAUUGAUAAUAUGAUAGUAGGAAGAGGCGUGCAUAUAGUUGUUGGUACUCCCGGAAGGUUACUCGAUUCAGUUGAGCGCAAGAUUCUAAAUUUCAGCAAAUGCUACUAUUUGGUGAUGGAUGAGGCAGAUAGAAUGAUUGAUAUGGGAUUUGAAAAGGACUUGAACAAGUUGAUUAAUUUGCUACCAAAGAAUGAGAAGUUAUCGACUACAAUUGAUGGUAAAUUAUUCCACUUGACUAAGAGAUUAACCAUGAUGUAUACUGCAACCAUUUCACCUCCAAUUGAAAAGAUUACAAAGUCGUACCUAAUUGAUCCAGCAUACAUCUAUAUUGGAGGCGCUGGCGAGGCAUUGGACAAUAUUGAUCAACAUUUCGACUAUCUUUCGACAUAUGCGGAAAGUGCAAGAUUGAGCAAAUUAAUUAAAGUUGUGCAAGGCCACAAGAGGAGAAAUAGAAACGCUCUCGUUAUCAUCUUUGCUAACUUCAAACAUGUUUGUGACGUUUUGUCAUUGGAAUUGGAGCAGAAUAACUUGCUGAAUGUAGUUAUUCAUGGCUCCAAAUCUCAAGAAGCACGAGAAGAAGCAUUAGAAGAUUUUAGGACCCACCAAGCACCAAUAUUAGUUGCAACCGAUGUUGCGGCAAGAGGCAUAGAUGUUCCCAAUGUGAGUCUUGUUAUCAAUUACCAAAUGAGCAAAAAAUUUGACGAAUAUAUACACAGGAUCGGAAGAACUGGUAGAGCAGGGAACUUGGGUGAAAGUUACACCUUUUUGGAUGAUGCAGAUGCUGAGACAUUUAUGCCAUUAAAGAAGUUUUUAAAAAGUGGUCGGAAAAAAGUACCCGAAUGGUUGUACAGAUACAAUAUUGGUUGA